AUGCAUCCAUAUGCAUCCAUCUAUUAUACGUCACUAUCAUCUUUUGUCAAUCCAUUGAUGUCAUCUGUAAGUGCUAGUGUCACGCCAUUUUUUCAUGGAUCACCGGAUCGAUUUACAGUAGAAUUUCUUCUCGAUUCUCGAUAUCCACGUAAACAACGUCGUUCACGUACAGCUUUUACAAGUCAACAAUUACAAACAUUAGAAAGAUGUUUCGUUAAAACACAUUAUCCGGAUAUUGUCAUGAGAGAAAAACUUGCUCUCUAUACGAAUUUGCCUGAAGCUCGAGUACAAGUAUGGUUUAAAAAUCGUCGAGCAAAAUAUCGUAAGAAACAAAAAAUACUGAUUGAUCAAACCGUAAAAACUGCUACAGUGGCUGUGCAUGACGAUAAUUCAAGUGAAUGUUCAAGUACAAAUGACAAUACACAUUUGAUCGUAUCAAAAAAUGCAAAUCAACCAACAAUAUCCGAUGUGAUACGUCAUCAAACACCAAUAAUAACACAAAUUUCUUCCUGUACAUUGAAUAAUGAACAACAUUUUAAAAGCGAUUCAUCAAUAAAAAAAUUUGUUGACAAAAAUGAACAAUCAAAAUGGCCCUCAACUAAGCACAAAUAUCAUAUUGAAAAUUUAUUACAGUAA
This is a messenger RNA of Rotaria socialis, 636 nucleotides long. Lineage: Eukaryota; Metazoa; Rotifera; Eurotatoria; Philodinida; Philodinidae. The record is from the annotation of a GenBank genome assembly.